Molecule: messenger RNA, 3429 nt
Organism: Ostrea edulis (European flat oyster)
Lineage: Eukaryota; Metazoa; Mollusca; Bivalvia; Ostreida; Ostreidae
Product: nuclease EXOG, mitochondrial-like
Exons: 5
Coding region: 29-901 (290 amino acids)
Biological process (GO): apoptotic DNA fragmentation
Cellular component (GO): mitochondrial inner membrane; nucleus
Molecular function (GO): nucleic acid binding; metal ion binding; RNA endonuclease activity
Source: RefSeq, a predicted model, not a curated record
AACUUUCGGUUUCAUUUCAAUGUAAACAAUGUCUUUUACACGUGGAUAUUUUGCAGGAACUGUCACUACAUUAUUUGCUGUCGGGAUUUACCAAUAUGUAAAUAUUUCUCAACGUCAUAUACAACACCAUCAUGAGAGCCAGCUAUCAGGGGAUUUGAAAGAGCAAGUUAAGAGGAAGAUUUUAAAGUAUGGGGUACCAAGCAAAGGAGAGGAACCAAAGGUGUUCACAAAUCACGUGCUGUCGUAUGAUCAGAGUAAAAAGACACCUGUCUGGGUCGCUGAGCGCAUCACCAAGGAACAGAUACAGGGGAGUGCCAGUAGAAAGUAUUCUAGAUUUAUGCCUGACCCCCAGAUCCAGUCCUUAUUCAGCACUGAGAAUGCAGACUUCCUGGGUAGUGGAUGGUCCAGAGGUCACAUGGCUCCUGCCGGCAAUAACAAGCAUGACCAGAGAGCUAUGGAUGAUACAUUUUACCUUUCCAACAUUGUUCCACAAGAUAUUAAGAAUAAUGCUGGUUUUUGGAACCGGUUUGAGAUGUACUGUCGGGAGUUGACCAAAAAGUUUGACGGCGUUCAAAUCAUCAGUGGACCACUGACUCUUCCAACAGAAACUGAUGAGAAAGGUCAAGAGCUUGUUGUGUAUCCUGUGAUUGGAAAAAAUCAGGUUUCUGUGCCUACUCAUUUAUACAAGGUCAUCCUUGUGGAGUCCAAUGGAAGCCCUUCAGCCAUUGGAUGUUUCAUUGUGCCAAACAAACCAAUAGAAAACAAGUACUCUCUUCACGAAUUUCAAGUGUCACUCAAGGAAGUUCAAAGAAGAACCGGUGUGGAGUUUUUCCCAAAUCUGCGCAAUGCAGAUCUGCAGGAUAAUCUUUGUUCCGUGGAUUCUUGUACAUUAGGGAAAUGAAACAGACAUAUUACUCAUAUUUUCUGAUAUUCCUGCGGAUGCAGGAAUGUGGACUGGAAUCUGUCAACAUGUAUCAGACAAUUUACUCAUUAUUCAUUUUUAAAUACUGAAAGCAAAUGACAGUGGACUUAUUAAUUGGCAUCAGUCGAUUAACAGGUGAUUCCGGUCUAAAGUCAUCAAGUGUUGACUGUGGUAAUAAAACCAUUCUCAGGAGAUAUGAAGAUGACCUUGUAGAUUUGAGGUUUUCACCUGUAUCAUCUAGGGCAAAUUUUUGCAAUGUUUAAUGAAUUUACAUGAUUUUUUAAUUAUUUUUUUCUACUUUUUAAUAUCAAGUUUGUAAAAGUCAUAUUUCAGGUGAAUGUCAGAGUUUUCACCAAAUUUAUGUAUAUAUAAAUAUCCACCUUGAUUUCUAGAUAUAGAAUUUUUAAUUAAUUUUUAUCAAAAACUUAUACAUGCAUGUUAAUUAUUUCUGAAUUAUUAUUAUUGAUGUAAAUUAUUUAAUUUUUACAGCUAUAUACUGAAUGUUUUGUAAUUAUAUAUAUAAUCUGGCUUAAUUAAUUCUAAAAAUUUAUUUAUUAGAUGCAUGUAGGACCACAGGGUUUUGACACAAUCUGAGCAAACUGAGUAUAUAUAGUUAUGUUAUUAGUAUACAUGUACUAUAUACCAGUUUGCUCAGAUUAAAUUCCGGUGACCUAUUGCAAUUGGUUGUCGUCCGUUAACAAUUGAACAUUUUUAUCUUCUUCUUAAUAACUUAUUAUAGACCAUUUCAAUUCUUCUUGAUAAUUCCAAUUCUUUUCAAAUUUGGUAUGAAGCAACAUUGGGACAAGGGGGAGAUAAAUUGUAAAUUUCAGGACUCCAGGGCACCUAUUCACAAAAUAUCUUACGACUAAGAUCAAAAUUUACAAACACUGUAAUUUCCUUAUUUUACAUUUCUUGUAGACAUUCUUAAUUAAUAUGUAAAGUACAUUCAUGGUUUAUAAAAGUUGAAUACAUACUGGUGACCUUGUGAUCAGCAUUUCAUUAUCAGACAGAAUUCUUUUUUUCAUCUUGGUCGUAAGAUAUUUUGUGAAUAAGUGCCCAGCACCCCAUGAGCCCUAGCAUCUUCACAAGUCAAGGGUUAUUGAUUCGUUACCUCGCACUAACCCUUGACAUCAGUGACUAUCAAAAAGUUGGGCUCGUUCUGAUUGUUUCCACAACAGAGUGGUAACCAAUGAGAAUGCAGUUCUAUUUAUAACAACAACGCAAAGCCAGAGAUUCAAAUAAAAACACGCGUAUUGAUACCUACAGUUAUGGCUAUUUCAAUCGUUUAAGCAAUAUUGUUUCCCAACUUAAUCUACUAUGAUCAAUAAAUGUAAUUAGUGGUGUAAAUAUUACAAUUGUGCGUGUUUAUCAAUACAGCAGUACGAGAUCGCGUCAUUUGUAUCCAUGUACACCAUAACAAGAUGCAGUGAUUUCAUUGGAUGUUUUAUUUAUAGUGGAUUGCGUAAUGGUUUAAUGAGCCCAACUUUUAUUUAGCGACUGAUGUCAAGGGUUAGUGUGAGGUAACGAGUCAAUCAUACCCUUGACUUGUGAAUUAAGAUGGGGCCAAAACUGCCCAAAAUUGACCAAUUUUCAAAAAUCAAGAACCAAACACGUGUAAGAAAAACUAAAUGCAUAGUGAUGUAGAACAGGAAAGCCUCUACCAAAAUUGUAAAUUUCAUGAUCCCCGAGGUAGGAGUUCUGACCCCAGGGCGGGGCCAAACUGGGUAUAUAGUGUUUAAGUGUAAAACACUUAAAUAACAUCUUCUUUAGUGCUAUUGAUACUAAAUUGAAUUUAAAUGGAUAGAGCAGGUAGUCUUUUACCAAAAUUGUCAAUUUGAUGAUCCCCAGAGUAGGGGUUCUGACCCCAGGGUGGGGCCAAACUUAGUAUAUUGUAUUUAUGUGCAAGUUUGCUGAUACUGUAUAAAAUUAAAAUGCAUACUUAUUAAUUAAGCAGAAAAGGAUGUACAAAAAAUGGUGAAUUUCACAACCCUGGGUUAUGACUUUGGGACGGGUCCAAAUUAGUCAUAUCUUUAGAUGUUUUAAUGUUAAUACACCUAUUAUUUAAAGCCUUUCAUCAGUGUAUGCACUUUUGAGGGCAGUGAAGUUUUAAGAACACAUUCUUGUUUUAUACUGUUGCUGAACAUUAGAAUUUAGCUUAGAUAUUUUUUUUCUAGAUUUCAUAGCCCGUGGGAGUAGUGAUAUUUUUUCACUAGUAUUCAGGUGACCGAUAAAGCCUGUGGGCCUCUUGUUGAAAAUACUUGAGGGUAUGUCAACUGCAAUGCUUCAUGUAUGUUGACAUACUUUUGUGCUAACGUCAUGCAUCACCGAGUUCAUACCCUCGUGUAUUUUCAAAAAGGAAUUUAUUUCUUAUACAGUACAUGAUACACGUACGUGUAUAUUAAUUUUCAUGCAUGUAUGUUUCUCCAUUCUGUUAUCACCAUGCCUGACCACACGUGUUCCAAAAUUCUGUAUCGACCAAUCAGUAAAUAAAUCUAACACUAGCACUA